Molecule: messenger RNA, 3746 nt
Organism: Taeniopygia guttata (zebra finch)
Lineage: Eukaryota; Metazoa; Chordata; Aves; Passeriformes; Estrildidae
Source: RefSeq, a predicted model, not a curated record
AUGUCUGCAAAGAGAUUUCAGUAAUGUCAGUAAAAGUACCCCCCAAUCCCAAAGAACAAAAUUUCAUUGCAAUAUGGAGUGCAAUGUCAAGACCAGGCUCCCCUGUAUCCUUUCAGUGUCUUGCUCCUCCCAAUACAUCUGUGUGUCUGGACACAUUUACUGUCUCCCUUUCUGCCCUGCUGGUGACUUGCUUUGGGACAAACCAGUAUUUUUUUUCCCCCCUAUAUUCAAAUUCAAGGUGGUCUGAAAACAUACCUGCAUUCUGCAGUAAGAAUCCUUGAUAAAACUAAUGCAACAAUAAAUGAGGUAUUCUGUCAAUCUGUCAUGUGAGGAUUGAGCUUUUGUUAUUUCAGUAAUAAUUCUAGGCUUUAUUUGUAUUCAGAGAAUACUUUGAAAUUAAGGCAUUCUAUUGGACACCUGACUUCACUUCUAAGGUUGUCUUUUUCUGCCAUCCCAGCUAUUCUAACAUGUUAUCUUUCCAUCUUAUUACCAAACCCCAGAACUUUAAAAGUAAGUGUGUUUUAUCAGAGAAAAAAUUACACCAAUCUAAUGUCCUUCUUCAAAGUGAAGUAGGUGUGGUGUGUGAACAUCAGGGAUGUCUCUAGUGGUUUGCCUUUCCCACAGGUCAGGAGACAGACAUUAACUGAUCUCCCAAAGCAGUCAUGAAGCACCCUCCCAGACUAUUCCUAAAUGCUGUUGUACUUGUCAUACUUGUUCAAAACCCUCUGUUAAUCCUGGUAUUGCAACUACUUUAGCAUUCUGGCCCUCAAAAUAUCCUGUGGAUGAGAGCAGCACUGGCAUAUUUACUGAUGUUUUGGGUGAACCAGUCUGUGUGCAGGGACCUUCAAUGAAGUACAUUAUAAAAAAUGUUCCCAUCUGUCAUUUCAAAUACAUUUUAAAUCACUGUCUCAGAACAAGUCCAUUCAAAUGUAACCUAAAUCAUACCCAAGCCUGUAAACUAGAUUCUCUGUGUGUGACAAGACUAUUUUAAUAAUUACACUGGAUAGUUUAGACAGAUAUAUUGAAGACAUUUAUAAAAGUGACCUUUAUAAUAAGUCAAAUUUAUCCUUGCUAAGUAAUACUAAGCAAGGCUCUGCACUGCCAGUAUUCCUUUAGCAUUGCAGGUGGGGCUGGUUCUGAGUGCUCUCACAGCCCUCAAUGGCCCUGACCAACCUCACCUGGGGCCUCCACCCACACCUCCUGCCUACAUGGCCCAGGUGCUCGGUGUAAGAUCAGCCCUGGGCCUGGGGCUUUUUGGCUCUGCUUUAUUGAUGCAAGUUUCUCUAGAAAUUUGGGUUCUUUGUUGAACUUGUCUGCUGUCCUAAUAUCUGUCUUGUAGCAUUUGUUUGUGUACUGUAGCGUGGCUUCUGAGUUUUUCUUGUUUUGCUGGGAGUGGUUUUGGUUGGGUUUUUGGGGUUUUUUUUCUUUCUUAAAAUCCUUGGGCUAGGGAAUAUUGCAGUUUCUUGGUGUAACUGGUUUUUGGUACUCUACUAGUCUUACUAGGAAUUUUCUAUGGGGACCCAGUCCAAGUUUGCACAUGGAUUCUUUUUGUUCUGUUCGCUCUAAAUUGCAAUAAACAAGUGGGUUGUAAUCUAGACUUUGUAUUCUUGAAGUUGUUACUUCCUCAUUUGAAAUUUUUUCUUUGCUCUGCUUGACACCUAUUUAAGUGUUCAUAGAAAGAUUACUAACUUUUUGGGAUUUUUGUACUCUUCUCUGGAUCAUUUUAACUUUAUGCUUUUCAAAGUCCAUUGUAACUCUCUCCAGUGUCUUUUUAGCUUUAAUUUGUGAAUCCAAUUAGCUCUCUAGCUGAUCUCUGCUAUUCUGAUACUGAGCUGAUUAAUUUUUAAUUGGUAUUUGUAUUUAAACUUUUAAUUUUCUCUUUGAGCCCUUCUUUACUAGCUGAGUUUAUUGACAGUGGAGCAUAUCUUCAGAUUAUUCUCAUCAUUCUGGAUUCUUUAACCUCUUCCUCAGUACUCACAGCUGAGCUACAUUCUGGUCUGAUGAACACCUCCAGAUUUUCAAGAGUGCUGCAAGAAGGAUCAGAAAAUGAACAUGAGGACCGUUGUUCACAAACCCACAUCCAUCUAAGUGAUAAUUCUCAAUAUGAACAUUCCAGGUCCUUGAACCCGCCAGCUUCAACCAUGCGCUGGGCUCUGAGGCGUUACCCGCACCCCCCGGCUCCCGCAGGGCGGGGCUGCCCGGCCGCACAGCCGGAGGUGGCGAGGCGCGGGCGGACCUUUCCUGAGCCCGUCAAGUCCGAACGGCAGGAGACAAAUCACACCAGUAACACACCAAGGAAAACUCCCGGCUUCGUCCUGUGUUGGUGGAUUUCUCCUUCAAACUCUUCCCAUUUGAAGACUUCCUGCCCAGCUGCAGUGAUGUGGUUGUUGGAAAAGAUCAGAGCAUCACAUGAAAAUGGAAACCUCCCCAGUUCUUCUUUCCUGGGACUACCACAAGGCCAAAAUCUGCCAGAAAAAGCUCAAUUGAGGGCUGCUGCUUUUCCAAAUGUGAUCACUCCUGACAGAAUCCCUGAAUUCUGCAUUCCCCCCAGGCUGACCAGCUCUGGCUCCAUUAAGGGCAGUGGCUUCCACCAGGAUCACAGUUCAGUGGAUGCAGCUCUUGCUUCUGAUUAUAGCCCCAGCUCUUGCCCACAUCUCAUUCAGGUGGAAAGUGUUGAAGAGGAGAUCUCUGCCUUGGAGGAAGAAAGCACCAAUGCAGACCCACAGUCCCAAGCAGCACUCUCCCUGCCCCACUUUCCCAGAGCCCCCACUUCCUAUGGUUUCUGCACUUUGCUGGAGAGUCCCCACACCAGGAGGAAGGAGUCCAUCUUCCAUGGUGAUCCACGUGGUGCUCUGCCCAGCCUGAAGCUGUCUCGAUCCAGAGCUAACACCUUCAGUGGCAAAGGGAGUAUGUCUAAUCCCAUUGCUAUCAGCUUUGCUUCUGUGAGACUGCCGCCCAAGCAUCUCUCUCUGCACAGGCAAGGUGCCUGUGACAGUGACACUGCCUCUUCCAGUGAUUCCUCUCCAUUCAGUUCUCCACUUCUCAGCAGGUCACCUCCCAGACCCUGCUCCCUGAUCAAGGCACAAAGUCAGGAGGGAUUGCUCUGCAGAGCACUGAAGGACAAGAGCAAAUACAUUAUGCCCAGGAACAAUUCUCUCUCUACAGAGGAGAGCAGCUCCACUGAUAACAGCCCCAGUGCCAUCAGGAGAGCCUCUGAGGGGCUGCUUGGCAUACAGAGCUUUAGCACCUCCUAUUCUCCCAUGUUUCCAGUGGACCUGACCUGCAGUCGGGAGAGACUGGUGGGAGAAAGUACUGUGGUAAUGGACAAGGGAGGUGUGUUGAGGCUGUCAGCUGAAUACUGCUCAGAGAACGAAAGGCUGCGGAUCCGCCUGAUCAGUGCAGAGGGUUUAUAUGAUGAUUCUGUAGAGCCCAAAACCAUAAACUGCUGUAUCUCCUUCUCCCUGGUGCCAGGGAAAACACAGAAGCAGAAAAGCACAGUUAUAAAGAGAAGCAGAAAUCCCAUCUUCAAUGAGGACUUCUUUUUUGAUGGCAUUGCGGAAGAAGAUCUGUACAGCCUCUCUGUCAGGAUGAAAGCAACAAAUAAAGGGUGCAGUAUGAAACGAGAUUAUACCUUAGGAGAACGGGAAUUGUCUUUAAUGAGUAUGUUGUCAGUGUAGUGCUUCAAAUAGUCAAACAAAUUGUCUUCUGAAAGUUUUCUACUAAAUAAAGUUUUAGGUUGACUUUUA